This is a messenger RNA of Closterium sp. Naga37s-1, 1866 nucleotides long. Lineage: Eukaryota; Viridiplantae; Streptophyta; Zygnematophyceae; Desmidiales; Closteriaceae. The record is from the annotation of a GenBank genome assembly.
AUGCUGAGGUGGAAUUCGGCGCAAGGAUGGCUAUGCAGUGGUGGCAGCGGACGGGAUGGCUACGCUGUGGUGGCAUCGGACGGUCCGGGCGAGUACCCCAUCAUUGCUGAAGCACGUGCCGGGGAUGAUGCAGCCAAUGUGGUGGUGACACCUGGCACCGUCGCUUACAUCACCACGGGAGGCCUGGUUCCCCAGGGUGCAGAUGCUGUGAUUCAAGUGGAGGAUACGCUGCCUGCUGACUCCUCCAGUGGUCAGAGGCGUGUGACUAUAGUGAAGGGCGCUACAGUGGGGCAAGACAUCCGCCCUGUGGGCUCGGAUCUGGCAGCGGGCACGGUGGUGCUGCAGGCAGGGGAGCGGCUUGGGCCAGCGGAGAUAGGGCUGCUGGCAACCGUGGGAGCAGCACACGUGAAUGUGCACCGGCAGCCUCUAGUGGCAGUUCUCUCAACAGGAGACGAGCUCAUAGACCCUUUACAGAAUGCCAGCGCCACUCUCCCUCGCGGCAUGAUAAGGGACGCCAACCGCUCCAUGCUGUUGGCUGCUGUGCGACAACACUUAGGAGCAGCCUCGGGAUCAGCAGCUGCAGCAUCGUCCGCAGAAGCAUCAGCAAGUUGCCCAGCCCCUAUGGAUCUGGGGAUAGCAGCGGACACGGAGGAGGCCGUGGCAGCAGCGUUUCAGAGAGCACUAGCAGCGGGGGCGGAUGUGGUGGUGGCGUCUGGAGGGGUGUCCAUGGGCGAUAGGGACUUUGUCAAGCCACUUCUUGAAAGACUGGGCAACGUGCACUUUGGGCGGGUCCACAUGAAGCCAGGAAAACCGCUCACUUUUGCAACCAUUGAAACCCCCUCAGAUAAGACGGAUGACGCCGCCCAGCAGCACCGAACGAUAGUUUUCGGGCUGCCCGGGAAUCCGGUCAGCUGCAUGGUGUGCUUCAACCUGUUUGUGCUGCCCGCUGUACGGCAGAUGGGGGGGUGGCGCCAUCCCCUGCUGCAUAGGGUGCAGGCUCACAUCUCCUCAUCCCUCCGUGUGGACCCUGAGCGGCCAGAGUACCACCGCGCAUCCCUCCGCUGGGAACCCAACAUGCCUGCAUUCAAUCACCGCACUGCACCGCAUUCCAUACCUCUUUCCGUCCUCCCCUCCUCCCCCCAUCCCCCAGGGUCAACACAGCCUCCUUCCUCCCGCUUCUCUCAGUGGCCCCAGGGCAGUCCAGGCAGUGCAUUCGCUGCUGCCAGCAGCAGCAGUGGUGGCAACAGCACUGGUGCCAAAUUACCAACUCCAUACGCCAUUCAUCCCUUGUCUCCCUCACAUCACCCCCCUUUCUUCUCACCCAGUGGGCCCAGGGCAGUGCAGGCAGUGCAGUCGCUGCUGCCAGCAGCAGCAGUGGUGGCGACAGCUGUCGUUCCAGAUGACCCAGACAAGAUAGCAGCGCAGGUUAAGGCGUGGGCAGAUGGGGACAAGAUUGACGCAUCAACUGAUGGGAGCACUGCUGCUGGUGGUACUGGUGGUGAUGGUGGUGGUGGUGCUGCUGUUAUUGGAGCAGUGGAUGUGAUUAUAACGACAGGGGGCACGGGGUUCUCCCCUAGGGAUGUCACUCCUGAGGCCUGUGCGCCACUCUUCCACCGCUCUGCACCGGGACUCACCCAUGCCAUGCUGCAGGAGAGCCUCAGGAUCACGCCCUUUGCCAUGCUCUCGCGCAUGGCUGCUGGCAUCAGAGGCUCCACUCUGAUCCUCAACCUGCCAGGCAAUCCCAACGCGGUGUCAGAAUGCCUGGCUGCGCUCAUGCCGGCUCUACCGCAUGGCUUGAAGCAGCUGAAAGGAGACAAGCGGGAGAAGCACCCGCGCCACACGCCCCACCCAAGCAAAGCGAAGUGA